UCCACUGCCGUCCGGCAAAGCCGUCAAUGUUCUGUUACCAUUUGCAACCACUUACUUGUGCGAAAUAGCAUUUUCUGCAGUCACUGCCAUGAAAACCAAAUACAGAUCAAGACUGAAUAUUGAGGAUGACAUACGCGUAUGUUUGUCGCACAUACCACCACGUUUGGACAAACUCUGCAGUGCAAAACAGGCACAACCUUCAUAUUGAACUGAACACUGAAAGACACCGCUGAUUACAGGAACAGCCAUGGUUACAUGGAUGGUAGCUUCAGCAAUAGUGAUCGCCUUGUAUAUUUUAAUCUACUACAAUAUCCUGAAGGGGGUUCCAUGUCGGAGUGACACUUCGCUGAAAGGGAAGACGGCGAUAGUUACAGGUGCAAACACGGGGUUGGGGAAGGCGACGGCGCUCGAUCUUGCUCGCCGGGGAGCCCGGGUAAUUCUGGCUUGCAGGAGCAAGGAGCGAGCAGAGCCGGCGGUCUUCGACAUCAGGAAGAAGAGCGGCAACAACCAAGUGAUCUUUAUGCACCUUGAUCUUGCGAGUCUUAAAUCAGUGAGGGCUUUUGCAGAGACCUUUCUCCAAUCAGAGCCCCAGCUGCAUUUGCUCAUCAAUAAUGCAGGCACUGGAUCAAUUGGCCUGACAGCUGAUGGAUUCAACAUGGCUUGGGGAGUAAACCAUUUGGGCCACUUCCUUCUAACUAACCUGCUGUUGAACCGGCUGAAGCAGUGCACUCCAAGCCGCAUCAUUAUCAUCUCUUCUUUGACGUACUGCAUGGGCAAAAUAGAUUUCAGUAACCUGAACACUCCUGGUGAAGGCUUUGUCAGUGGGCUACGGAACUAUAGCUUCAGCAAGCUCUGCAGCACACUUUUUGCCAGGGAACUUGCCAAUCGUCUGGAGGGAACAAAUGUCACAAGCUAUGCUGUGCAUCCAGGUUUUGUGUUCACUGAAGCUUUUCGUGAAUUGGGACUCUUGAUUAAAUUAGUGUUUGUCCCCAUAGGUUUCCUUUUCUUUCGAACUCCGACUGAUGGGGCUCAGACAGCCAUUUACUGUGCCGUGCAAGAAGGUAUUGAGAAAUUCAGUGGCAGGUACUUUGCUGACUGUGAGGUUCAGAAGGUCUUUCCUCAUGCACGAGAUGAUGCAGUGGCCAGGAAAGUCUGGGAAAUCAGUGAAAGGAUGGCAGGGCUCUGCAGCCAUUAACUGAGGAAGAAUCACCAGCUAAUUUCUAAACUCCUGUGAGCAACUUUACAAAAUGUAUAUGUGAAAAUGCUUGAAUAUUUACAGCUUUUUUCCAAUUUUAUAACUGCUAAGUUGUAAUACCAACCAAAUUGAAAGCAUGAUCAGUUUUCAAACUAUUUUUCACAUAAUCCAUUCUUCCCUUUCUCUUUCAAACAACAAACUCCACUGGCAGAGAUUAUGACAAACCAACUUGGAAAAUAUAUUUUACACUAACUCUUGAAUGAAAACUUUACCAAUUAAAAACAUUAAAUUGUUUUAACUCUUCAUUCCAUGCAGGAGCUCUAAGCUAAUUAGAUUUAUAUAUUUUUAUAUUUUAUAUUUCCUUAUGCCAUAAAAGUAGGCCAUUCGACGCAUCGAUUUUAUGUCAGCUCUCAGAACGAUCCCAUUCACCCACCUCUCUGUUCCACAGGGACGGCACAGUGGUGCUGCUGGUGAGGUUGUUGACUAAUAGCUGCAGUGACCCAUCUUGACCUCUGGUGUUGGCUGUGUGAAGCCUUCACAUUCUUCCUCUGACUGUGAGAUUCCUCCCACAUCCCAAAGACAUGUGGGCUGGGAGAAUAUUUGGCUACUGAAAGUUAUCCCUAGGGUGUAGAUGAGUGGUAGAGGGGAAGUUGAUGGGAAUGUGGAGAGAACAAAAUGGGAAAUGUAUAAUUGGGUACUUGAUGGUCAACAUGGACUCAGUGGGUCAAGGGCCUAUUUUAUGUUGUAUAAUUUUGUUACCUCUCAGUAGGUUUGACAGCCCAAUGCAGGACCUUCACGUAUACUUUCUAGUUCGGUGUUCGGGAUCUGUGUACCUUGAAAGCUGUUGAAUUAUUUGGUCUGGAAAAUGUAUGCUUCUUGCUUUGCUUGUGGCAGUCUGAGCAGCAGCCGCUGAGUUUUCUUUUCCUAACCUCAGGUUCUCCAUCUGAAGACGUUUCAGUCUGGACAUUGUGGUCCGUCAGUAUCUUGUCAACUUAGGCCAUUCUCUCCUGUGCCAUCAGGCUCCUGAGUUGAAUUUAGUCCUCGCUUCAUGAUUCUAGUCAGGGCACUGAGUGGUGACAGAGGUUGAGGUUUUUUGUUUGAUAUAACCAAUGCCAGGACUGUGUGGCCAAGUACUAACCUCCCACCACCCCCUCCCACCCCGCAUGAUAA
Messenger RNA from Pristis pectinata (smalltooth sawfish), 2365 nucleotides. Its product is annotated as dehydrogenase/reductase SDR family member 13-like. The transcript is spliced from 6 exons. The record is from RefSeq and is a predicted model, not a curated record. NCBI's taxonomy places the organism in Eukaryota, Metazoa, Chordata, Chondrichthyes, Rhinopristiformes, Pristidae. Bases 248 to 1195 code for a protein of 315 amino acids.